AUGCUUUCUGCCAAACUCGUAUUCGCUUCCCUCUUUGCCUUUGUGGCCUCAGCCUUUGCCGCUGAACUUGACUUGAGGACUCUCAAGGAAACUGGUCAUAAUGAUCUUGGUUUGUUCACUGUUGUAGAAGGUCGUCAUAGUUUGAAGCUUGGAUGGUUCAAGCCAUUGGUUGGCAAGGAAGUCCAAAAGGUUCGCUGUGGUACUCAUGAACUCUGGAGCACAGCCGAGAAGGAACACGAGCUUCACGAACUUCUUGUUCUCUCCAAGUGCAAGGAGGCUGCUUUCGCUGUCGUCUCUGAGUUAACUGCUAUAGGAGGUUUGGCUCAUCACUACCUCGAGCUUGACCCAGUGGCUGGUACUCUUAGGAAAAAGUAUGAUGGCGGCAAUACAGAGGAGUUCCAGGGCUUUGUUAAGGCGGUCUUGCUCGCUCUCCGCAAUGUUGGCGCUGUUGAGGCUCUCCAGAAGCCAUAUCCAGCUGUUGCCGCUCACUUCUUCUUCCGUCACUUGAGAUUGGCUGGAGAGAGGGCUGCCGCUCAAGCCGGACACAAGCCAGAACUCAUGCAGUAA
Theileria equi strain WA is the source of this 567-nucleotide messenger RNA. Its product is annotated as signal peptide containing protein. Bases 1 to 567 code for a protein of 188 amino acids. The transcript has a single exon. The record is from RefSeq and is a predicted model, not a curated record. NCBI's taxonomy places the organism in Eukaryota, Apicomplexa, Aconoidasida, Piroplasmida, Theileriidae.